Cimex lectularius (bed bug) is the source of this 1043-nucleotide messenger RNA. RefSeq lists its product as uncharacterized. NCBI's taxonomy places the organism in Eukaryota, Metazoa, Arthropoda, Insecta, Hemiptera, Cimicidae. The coding region runs from base 192 to 1019 and encodes 275 amino acids. The record is from RefSeq and is a predicted model, not a curated record. The transcript has 7 exons.
AGAGCUUAAAAAACGAGGGCGUAGCAAUAUCGGAGAGAAAUUUUGCCUAACUUGUCUAUCCUACAGUUUGACAUUAUAAAUGUUUAAAAAUACCUAAUGGUGCUAAUUUAUGGUACGGAUUUUUAGCAUUAUCUGACUCUUUGAACUUUGCAGUCUUAAAAAAAUCACUUUAGUGCUCACAUUAUAUUGGAAUGAACAAGUUAUUAUAUUUCCUGCUGUGCUUCGCUCCGGCCGUUUUGGGCCAAAGGCCGUGGAACGAUUUGAGAGCCCGAUUCGCCGUCGAUCCGACGCAAGGAUUCUACGAGCUGCCACUAACGACAAACAGCCCUUUAAUGUCGAAUUAUGUACAGGUCAACGCAAAUUUCAAUCUUCCCGUCAACGUGUACUGCUAUCCAAACGAUCCGAGAGUUUGUCUAAUGUUCGACUACAGUGGCAACAUUGCUGGAAUACAAAUAUCGUAUUUACAACAAGACGUUGCUGGGGUGACUAAAUACAAUUAUUCUUCAGUUGGAGGUUUUACUUACACGGAUAUUUUCAACACUCCUGCCUGGGGAUUCAGGGCUUACUUUACAAACCCUCAAAUGCUCACGACCGCCGGCCGGCAAAACUUAAACGAAGUCGUCGAAGGGCUUUGGGUUUACUUGAGAGGCCAGCUCUACCAGAUCCAAAGGCAGGAACCCGACCCGUCCCAGCUUACAAUAGGGCCGUUCAACAGACAGAAUUGCUUUCCUAGAAUGGGACAACACUACUUUUACAAUUUGAACACGAACGUCAGCUGCAACGAGUUGAUUCCGUUUUAUCCGCUGUACGACAACGGCCUCGUCGGAUUUGGAAUUGCUGAUUUCGGUCAAGCAUCCACGUACCAGAGGGUCUGGUAUGAACAGCCUCCGGUCAGGGGUGUCAAUGCAAUUAUUUAUAACAGACCGGCUUGCUUGGACACGUGGGUCGAACAAUAUGGAAUUUAUUCUCUCCAUGUUUAUUUCGUCGAUCAUCCAUGGAAUAUUUCUUGUCCCGCGUGAACAAACUAAAAACAUAAACCAACU